This is a messenger RNA of Adineta steineri, 1875 nucleotides long. The record is from the annotation of a GenBank genome assembly. Lineage: Eukaryota; Metazoa; Rotifera; Eurotatoria; Adinetida; Adinetidae.
AUGGGACGUACUUCGUCUAAUAGUCUUUCAAAACGAAAAAAAGACACCUGUAAUAAUAAUCAACUUAAUCAUAUUAUCGGCUCAACAGCUGAAAUCUACAAACAAGCAUAUCAAAAUUUAAUGAACAUUGAAAAUAGUAAUGAUAACACUCAUUCAAGCACACAAGUUCCUUUUCAAUACUCAAUUCCACCACCUACUCGGAACAACCUCAAACCAGUUAUUUCUCCAGUCAAUUCACCUGCUCGUCGUCCACAUCCUCCUUCCGAGAAUGGACUAUCUGAUCUAGAUGAUUUCGAACUCGAUCCUAAUACAAAAACGGCUUGUAAUAAUCGUAAGAAAACAAAAAAUAAUAACAUCAACAACGUCAAUUAUCAACACGGGAAUAAAUCACCAGUGACGUCAUCAGCUGAUCAAAUUCUUCUCAAUCUUCAAAACACAACUGUUACUACAAGGACAACUUCAGCUGCAAACCCAGCACCCUCAAUGUCAUUACAUAAUCAAGAACCUAAUAUUAACUCAUCGAACAUCAUUAUGAUAACCAAUGAAGCCAAGUCAUUUGCUCAGUCUCGCUAUCCUUUUCCACCUUUCAUACUUCGAUUUACUACAACACUUAUUAAUGAACAAAAAAUUGCUGAUGAAUUAUGUAAAUUUUUCAAAGAUAAGAAACAACUCGAAUUAGAACUCAUCGGUUAUCGUAAAUCAUCAACAAAAUGCUCCAGCAAUGAAUGUGAUUUACUAUUGUUCGUGAAGAACAGUCGAUCAUUUUCAAUGCUCUUCGAUAAAAAUAACUGGCCACAAUCGAUUCUCGGUUUAACAUUUACUCAACCAACGACACCAUCGAUUCCACCGCAACUUUCAUUAAUUCUGAAAAACGUAAAUCUCUCAAUAAACUUCACAGAAUUCACCAAUGAAAUCAAAUCAACUUAUCAAAAUGUUCACAAUGUCAUUCGAAUGAAAAACAUGAAUCAAACGAACAUCAAACUUGUGAAACUAGAAUUCUCGGACCACAAGCAACGCGACGAAAUUCUUAAUAGUGGAAAAAUCUUCAUCAACUCUAUAUCCUACGAUGUAGUAGAGUACUUAGCGCCAGCUAAGGUACUGAUAUGCAGCAAAUGCAUGGGCAUUGGACAUUUUAGAAAUCAAUGUAAAGAAGAAAAAGAUACUUGCAAAAAAUGUGGUAUGACAGUUGAUGACAUCGUCAGCCAUACUACAACAUGCUCUCAACUCCGCUGUAAACACUGCAAUGGAAACCAUAUGUCGAAUGACACAAAAUGCCCGUCGGUGAAGCAGUUUAGAGCCAGUUUGACAAAAUACCUUCUUGCUCCAGCUAUGCUAGCUAAUCCACAACUAAACAACGGUACUCUCUCCACGGCUAAUUUUCCACCUUUGAACCCAUCACAAAGCUCCUCAACAUACAAACAACACGAUCCUACUCAUCUUACAACACUUUCCAAUCCUUAUCAUUGGUCAAACAAUACAGCUACAUCCAACUCAUUAGCUAAUAAAAUCGACGACCUAAUUAAUAGUAUGAACCAGGUAAACAGGGUGCUCGAAAAAAUGGUUAACAAAAAUGAUCAAUUCGAACAAUUUAUGAAUGAUAAAAAAAUUAAUGAUGAACUAGUCUCAAACAAAAUUGAUGAAUUAAUUAAAAAUGAUAACAACAUCAGACUUAUUACAGCUCAACAUGAAAUUAAAAUUACAAGACAUGAAAACAUAUUUAUGAAACUAGUAAUCCCGGUGUUAGAAGAAAUUUCAUCCUUUCUAUCAAACAUCAAUGUUGGAAAAAAAGGUGAUACAUUAGAUGCAGACUUCAAUAGCACAAUCAAACGAAUUCGUGCACAGUUGAACAAUGCUAAAACAAGCAAAGAAUAUUAA